AUGACCUCGAUGUUCGCCGCGAUGGGUCUUGUGCUAUAUCUAGAGCUACUACCAAAAUGGCUGCCCUAUACAAACUUCUAUGUGCCACAAUUUAUCGCAACCACGUUCUUCGUAUGGCUUUACAUUACAUGCCGUCAAAAAUACCUCAAUGUUUACCAAAGACGCUACGCCACUGUUGACGCUAGGUUCAAGACCCAAAUAAACUUCACAGCCUCUCGGUUAUUCCUUCGGCUGGCUCCAUAUAAACUAUGUGUCUCUCUGGCAAACAUCAUGAAUUAUCAAUUCCUCAUCGAUCAUUCACUCUAUGUACAAACGUUCUUCACUUACAUUGAAUUCUUUCAAAUAUCACUACAGGUUACGAUUCAUAUGUGGCUAAUUAUUUCGUGUGAUCACGAAUUGAGGAAGCGUUUUGUUCGAAUGUUAAAUAGCAAAGCAACGGAAGUGCAAGAUCUCCGUAGUGCCGUCGGCGAAAAAAUCAGCUUCACGAUACCUGAAGAAAGCGACAUCUAUUUUCGAGAAUUACGCACUAUGUGGCGA
This is a messenger RNA of Mesorhabditis spiculigera, 537 nucleotides long. Lineage: Eukaryota; Metazoa; Nematoda; Chromadorea; Rhabditida; Rhabditidae. The record is from the annotation of a GenBank genome assembly.